Messenger RNA from Morone saxatilis (striped sea-bass), 12192 nucleotides. RefSeq names its product protein SOGA1-like. Lineage: Eukaryota; Metazoa; Chordata; Actinopteri; Moronidae. Gene Ontology annotation, biological process: regulation of autophagy. The record is from RefSeq and is a predicted model, not a curated record.
CAAGUCCUCGGAGCAGGAACCGGCUAGUUAAAGUCAUAGACAGCCAUCCUGAAGAGAGGAGGGAGGAUUUAUCAGAACAAAGCGGAAUCAUCUGCACAUUUUGCUACACACACACUGGAAAACGGGAUUAUAUUUGACAUUCUUGUUUGCUAUUUUUGGACUGUUUCCUGCUUCUUGCACUACAGGAGCUCUCAUUGUGGUGGGAGUGAGGGUCCCCUCCUUUUGUGUUGCUCUGCAGUUGUUUAUUCACACCAACUUCUGCCCCCUGUUUCCCCAAAAUAGGAGGUUUCAUUUCUGUUUUUCUUGUUUCGGCCUAAACGGAAUGAAUGACAAAAACAAAGGAGGUUGAUGUCCAUAACUCUCCGACUCACCUCUUCUUCGCCUCGCCCAAGGAACGGAGACUCCAUCUCCGACAGAAGAUGGAAAGCGGAGGCGGGACGGAGGGCUCGGACAGCGGGCAGCAGCAGCACAACCCCCGGACUGAAAACGCGGAGCUCCCGGCGACGCUGCCCGCUCAGCCUCCCGGCGAGAAGAAGAAGAUAAACCGGGCUCCGUCCCCGGCCAGACCGAAGGAUGUACCCGGAUGGUCGCUCACGAAGAUCCGCGGAGGGAUUGGGACCCCUACCCUGAGCGUCAAACCGGGAGCCAUCCACCUGGGCAGCCGGAUUUCCAGGCGCAGCCCGGUGGGGAGUCUGGCCGGGAAGGACGGUAAAGCAGAGAGGAGCGGUGGAGGCAAACCGGCGGGCAAGUCCUUCUCCACCGGAGGGUUGUCCAAGACCUCGGCGGCCAAAGCGGGCAAAAGCACCGGAGGGCGGAGGAAGGUGUCGGACGCCAGCAUCGGAUCCGACGAUUUAUCCAAGGACUCAGGCUGCGCCACAGGGAAGCUCUCCCCGACCGACAGCAGCUCCGAGCUAUCGGACUGCGCCUCUGAGGAAAACAAGCUCUCCACGGACGCCGUGAGCAGCGACGCCGAAUCGAGGAGCAGCCGGGGCGGCGGGCCGGACGGAGACAAGCCGCCCAGGGAUGGCGCAUUGGCGGACAGAGCUAGCCAACAAGCUGCCGCCAAGACCAGCUGCUCCUCCGCAGAGAGGGACUAUAAGGACCGGCUCUCCCUGGCCGUGGAGACCGGGGAAGGGAGCAUAUCCCCCGGCGAUGAGCGCUCGGUCACCUCGUUUGACAGCAGGGUGCCUGCCAGCACAUCCCUGGCUUUCUCAGACCUCACAGAGGAGUUUAUGGACGGCAUGCAUGAGGAGUUUGUCCGGGAAAUAGAAGAGCUGAGAUCCGAGAAUGAUUACCUCAAAGAUGAGAUGGAGGAGCUGAGGUCUGAGAUGCUGGAGAUGAGGGACAUGUACAUGGAGGAAGAUGUCUACCAGCUGCAGGAACUACGGCAACAGCUGGACCAGGCAAAUAAGACCUGCCGCAUCCUGCAGUACCGGCUGAGGAAGGCAGAGCGGCGCUCUCUCCGUGUGGCCCAAACAGGGCAGGUGGAUGGAGAACUGAUACGAACUCUGGAGCAAGAUGUCAAAGUGGCGAAGGACGUGUCCAUCCGUCUCCACAGCCAGCUGGACAGCGUGGAAAAGAAGAGGAGUCGUCUGGAGCAGGAGAAUGAGGAACUGAGGGUUCGACUGCAAGACCUGGAGGUCGCCAAACAGGUCCUGCAGCAGGAGAUUGACAAGAACUCCCAGAAGAAAAGAGGAGCACGACCCAACAACAAACCUGACAAGAAGCUUGGUCCACAGGAGGACAGUUCAGACCUGAAGUGUCAGCUCCACUUUGCCAAAGAGGAAUCAGCCCUGAUGUGCAAGAAGCUGACCAAGCUGGUGAAGGACAGUGAGGCCAUGAAGGAGGAGCUGGCCAAGUACAGGUCGCUGUACGGAGACGUCAACGCCUCGCUAACCGUGGAGGAGGUUGCUGACUCCCCCCACACCCGUGAGGCGGAGAUCAGAGUCCACCUGAAGCUGGUGGAGGAGGAGGCCAACCUGCUGAGUCGACGCAUCGUGGAGCUGGAGGUGGAGAACAGGGGGCUCCGAGCUGAGAUGGACGACAUGAAGGGACCCCAAGAUGGUCUUCAAGAAAUUACUGGGGUUGGUGGUGGUCUCGGGGCAGGUCUUAGUCUAGGAGGAGGGGCCAUGGUACUCGGGGGAGGGGCUUCAUCUGAAAACGUCAUGGAGCUCCAGAGACACCUCCAGUUUGUGGAGGAGGAGGCGGAGCUACUGAGGAGAUCUCUUAUCGAGAUGGAGGAACAGAACAAACUCCUGAUGAAUGAGAUUAACCGCUAUAAAUCUGAACUCCCACCGCCAACGUCCACGAUGUCGUCCAACUCACUAACGUCGCUGACGGACGUGCUGCUCAACGACAGCCCGGUGCACUCCAUACAGGAAGGGGCAGUGCUUAUCAGCACAGACGCCCCGGCCCAGGAGGAGGAGAUCAGAUUGGCGAGGCUUCAGAUUGGAGAACUGAGCGGGAAGGUAAAGAAGCUGCAGUACGAGAACCGAGUGCUUCUGUCCAACCUGCAGCGCUGUGAUCUGGCCUCCUACCAUGCUCCUUCCUCCUCCUCCUCUUCCUCCUCACUACGACUGGCUUUGGAGACUGACGCAGAGGCCGGAGACUCAGCUGAGUGCCUCCCCACCAGCCCGCCCCACCGCAAAGAGCCAGUAGGGGGUGAGAAUGACGCCCUGGAGAUCAAGGAACGGAAAAAGAAGAUCGAGGACAACGCUGACGCAACAACCUCGCUCCCUGGGUGCCUGGGGCAGAAGGACCAUGAUGCCUUGCUGGCCAUGAGGGACCAGGCUCGCUUGGUUUCCACGGCGAUACAGCUCCUGACCUCCCCCGAGUCUAACUGCCUCUCCUCCUCCCCAUCCAUAUAUCACAAGGUCUGCAGCAACGACGCAGCAGAGCCGUGUGACCUGGAGAAACCUCAGCCUCACAGCCAGAUUUCAGAGCUGUCUGACCUGUCAGACCGGCCUCUGGUUGGUGCUCUGACCAGCAGGCUGCAGGCCCUACACACCCAGCUACAGGCCUUUGUGGAGCAGGUAGACAACCUGGGUAAGCCCCCAGCAGGUGGGAGGGACCCGCAGGUGGAAGGAGCGUCUCCUCUGGCCUCACCGUGCGCCUCCCUGCCCUGCUCUGGAGACGGCCAGGAUGGACUGAACACUGCUGAGGAGAAGCAGCCUGAUUAUAGGGACAAAUCAGAACCGGAGGUGAAAGGUCAAACUGAGGAGAACAGCCAAUCAGACAUCAAUGAGACUCAAAAGCAGGAAAGCAGCCAGCUGGAACAGGGAGAGAAGGAGGCAGAUGAUGCACUGCCCGUCCGGUCCAGUGACCUCCAGGCUCGGCUGUCCGAGGAGGAGUCGGCUCUUGGGCCUCAUGAGGAGCUGGAGAAUGAGAGGCUGGCUCGGAGAGAAACCACUCACAAACUCACACAGCUGCAGGAGGAGCACCAGAAGGCUCUGCUCCGUCGGGAUUUCCAGCUGCAGAGUUUGGGUCUCCAGGCUCGGCUUCAGCAGAAGCUGUGGAGCCAGGAGAGAACUCUGCUGGUCCAGGAGUCUCAGCACCUCAAACAGGCCCUGUUACUGCUCAGCCUCAAACUGCGCUGCUUCCUCAAACAGUGGAGGCUGGGCUGCAAGAAGGACACAGAGUGGAAAGACAUCUUGGAGAUGAACAGCCUUAAAGACCUCUACCUACUCUUGGAGGAGGACAACCUGACGAGCCCCGCCCACCAGACGGACAAGAGGGCCGCUGCAGACGAACAACCUCUCAGCCCAACUAUCAAGUCCAGCGCUGUGACCAGCACCUUGGCAGACCUGAAGGUGGCCCUGCAGGAUCUGAGCGGAGAGUUGCGACAGGAGAGACAAGGCUCCCAGGAACUCACCCAGCAGUUCGCAAAGGCCAAGGCAUCGUGGGAAGUAGAGAGGACCGAACUGAAGAGCCUCAUCACGCAGCUUGAGACCAAAGCAGGCAAAGCAGCCACAGCAGCUCUGUCCGCCACUGAGCUGGAACCUCCAGACCUGAAGGUGGCACUCAAGAGGGAGCGCGAAGAACACCAGCACCUCCUGGCCGAUUCCUAUGCAGCGGUAAUGGACCUGACCAAACAGAUUCAGAUCGGAGAGAGAAACUGGGGCAGAGAGAAGCUUGAGCUGCUGGAGAGGUUCAGCCAGGAGAGAGCUCAGUGGGAGCAGAGACUGAGAGAGGCCACUGCACAACAGGGGAAGUCAAAGUCAUUAGGUGGUGAGUCCUCUGCAGACACAGUCGUCGCUAAUGGAACUGUAUCACCGAGAACCAAAUCUACAUCGGAGCUGGACGGCCCAGAGGUUAACGGGACAGCCAAUCAGGAGGAGAAGAUCCAGUUUGCAGUCCAGUCCCUUUUGAUUCGCCCAGAACUGGGUGACCUUACCAGGAAGAAUUGGACCUACCUGACCAAUGAGACACCAGAGGUUGGGGACACCUGUAAAACAUGGGACGGCCCCACCGGCUCCUACAGCAGCUUAGUGGGAUCAGAGCUGGAUUUGGAGUCCGUCCAGAGGAGCUAUACUGCUCCAGACCGCACUGGCAUCCGGAUCUACUACAGUCCUCCUUCUGUACGACGUAUGGAGCACCGAAUACAGAACCAGGACGCCAGAGAGCCGCAGCAGGCCCAGAACGGGAGCUCUUCCCCUGGGCUGAGUGGCUCAAACGGGGGCGUGGCUGCGGUGGGAACCCUGGAGGUUGAGCAGCAACAGCCUCCAUCCUCCUUUUCUUCCUCAUAUGAGCAGUGGCUGUGCUCACUGUCCAAGCAGCACAGGGAACUGCUGGAGAGCAGAAGUGGCUGCAUCGCCGGUUCGAUCCCCAUUGUCGUCAACAACGGCGUCAGUGGCUCAGCUAACAGUUUGGUUGAUGGGAUGACGCCCUCGUCAGCUUUCCACGGCCUCGAGAUCGGGGAGAUUUCAGCCAAUUUAAGUGAUGACAUGAAGGAGAUGACUAACUGUGUCCGUCAGGCCAUACGCUCUUCCUCUCUGGAGAGGAAAUCCACCAAGGAACCAGGAAGUCAGGCGGUUGGUAUGUCCACCAGGUCCACGCAGACUGCUUCAUCAUACGUCAGCAUCGGGCUUCAAACCGACAACCUUCCAAACAGCAGAGGGACGGGGUUACACUCCAAAGCCUGGUCUCCUCGCCCCUCGCCAACGACCACCUCCUCGCUGGCAUCAGCUCGAACCGGCGAAAUAUCGACAUCACUGGAUAAAGUUCACAGUCGCAUCGAGAGGCCAUGCUGUUCGCCCAAGUACGGAUCACCGAAACUACAACGCAGAGUGUCAUCUGGCUCCACUUCCAGACUGGAUGGGACUUCCUCCUCCAGGGACCGGAGCCUGUGGAGCCUCCAGCAAAGAUCCAUCAGUGGUGGAGGAGGCUCAGCCUGGGCUCGCUCCACCACCACCAGGGACAGCCCCGUCCUGAACGGCCUCACAGACGGCCUAUCCAGCCUCUUCAGUGUGGUAGAACACUCUGGAAGCACAGAGUCGCUCUGGAGGGGUGACGGAGGAGCCAGCCAGGGUGCCAGUCCAGCACGGCAGCCUCAUGCUGCAGGGAAACCUUCCUGUACGGCAAUCUGUGGAUCUGACCCUGGCUCUCAGCGGUACGGAGGCCUGGUUCAGGAGUUCUUCAAGAAUGUCUGCACAAGCCGUGCCCAGGCAGGAGUCGCUCUGCCUGUGGAGAGAGCACAAGGUCUGGGUGUCUUGGGUGGCAUGGAUGAGCCCAAACCAGAAGGGGUUGGAGCGCUGGUUGGGUUGGGUGGAGGCAACGACAAUGUGACCAGAAUUGUCAAUAAGAGGUUUAUGAGACAGACAGCUGGGGAGGAGAUGGUCAGUAUCAUGGGAGGAGGGAAAGAAACGACGAGCAACGCAGGAGCUGCAGGAUCUGGGACCGAGGAUGCACCCUGUGACUGUGCUGCCCAGUCUUCCUGCCUUGCGCGACCAUCAAGGGCAGCAACUCGCCAUUCGCUCGGCCAGUGCAAGCACCGCCCACAAGAGUCUCUGGCAACCGAGGAGAAAGGGGACACCUGCAACGAGUGAUAAGACUUCUACUGCCACAUGCAACACACACACACACACACACACAAAGCAACACUGAUUCCUCACAAACACUGUACACCACUGCCAUAAAAACACACUUUCUCACACCUCUCACAUCACCAAAUGUACAUACACACCUACAACCUGCCACACAGGCGCACUGCCAAACAUAACACACACACACACACACACACACACACCGCUAGCACACUGCACAGACUGCCCCACAAACCCACUGCCACAUGCACACAUUCAUAAAAACACACACACACAACCCAGGCAAUAUUACACUUGUCUUGGACUGGAUCAUUCUAAUGCCAAGGACAGGGAGGACUGAAACUACAACCAAGCAACAGAUCUAACCAUCACAACUACCAGCAGGGCAUAAACAUAAACACACACAUGAUCUUACACACUUAACUAAAAACAACUACAAACUGAAGAGAAAUUAACAAGUAAAACUACGAUGUCAGGACUGGACCUACCAAACCCUCCCCCACCCUACUUUACAGAACAACAGGUACUACAUAUGGUCAGUUUUGAAGUGGAAAAUCCACCUUGAUGACACCAUGCUGUUGGACCGGCAGCCAUGUUGGAUUUACAGAUAAGCAAGGAGAAAGAAAGAACGUAUUCCCUGUCUGAAUAUGCAUUGAAAUAUGUUACUUUGGGAGCUACAGUGUAAAGCUGGAGAGGAGACACAUGUCACAGCUGGAAAGAUAUUCUAUUGUGUUGGCAACUCUGAGACCAUCUCAGAGGAUUAAUCUGUUGGAAAGCUCAGAUUUUUCUGAUACACAUGUGCUGGGAAAGCCUUUUUGAUGGAUGAGCACAGUAACGCCUGAGCAAGUGUCUCCAACAUGGUUAUAAAAAACUCAUCUUGAUGACACAUCUGCUUCGAUCGCAGACUAGUUUUCAGUGUUCUUCCUAUUGAAAUAGAUCACUAAAGGAAGAACAUAAGGACUACUGGACAACAUACCCCAGCAUGACCAGACUUGGACUCCACUGUUGAAUGACUUGUGAGCUCUAUAAAUGAGACCAUAAAACUGAUCUGAGUGGACCUCCUUGCAUUGUUGUUUAGUUGCAAACCUAAACAACAAAAAGCUCUCCAGGCUUAUUUAGAUGCAACUGUGUUCCCAGACUUCAGCCACAAAUAUGAGGACGUUUUGUGGCAUUGUAGCCAUGACUUAAACCUUGUAGAUGUAAGAAAACCUGCUUCAAAAGUUGUCACUCUCCAGAGUCUGAUUGGAAAAUUACAGUUUUGGUUUGAACCUGUUACAGCAGGCAGAAAGUGCCUGUUGCUUUCAUAUUUCGGAGAUAUUUCUUCACUGAUUCGCCUGUAAACCUCAGAUGAUCGUUGAUGAUCUCAUGAAGACAUGUGGUGCACAGUCCCACAGCACACUGUCCUGAAGCUUUUUCAGUUGGUUACACUGAUUGGGGACCAUUUCUGAUUGCUUGCAAGGUUAACCUAAAAUCCCAUCCUCAGAUUUUGUUUGGUAUUGGAUAGAGAUGCACUGAUACAAUUUUUUCACUUGUUUUACCAGUUCUUCAGAGCACCUCAAGCACUCGUUUGGGAUCGUGAAGCCAAAACUAACACAUGAAAUGUAUUCCAUUUAGCUUCAUUCUGUUGAAAAAGUACAGAAAAUUAGGGUGGUUUGGAUUUCCAUGUCACCUGUGACUUUUGGGAUUUACAUAAUUAAGAAAUGCUUUAAUAACAAUAAUGGUAUUGACCUGAUGCCCAUCAGCUUUAUCGGUGCAUCCCUAUCCUCUUCGCUUCAUGGCAUCAAAUAUGAUGUGUGUGCUCAUCUACCAUCAACCAGAAACGCUCACUAACUCUAAAUCCAAGGAGAACUCAGUCAAUGCAUUCCUUUUAUUAGCGUCUUUCCCGGAUGUGUACUGUACGUGUGUGGAGGGGAUAGUUUUUAAAUACUCACCUUUUACUUCCUCCUUUCUCUCCGCUCUUCUCUCACACACAACUGUCCUCAUGUUGUGGUACCAUGCCAACGGCGUUGCUACUGUACGAACCUUAUACGCAUUUUGGAAAUGUAGCAUUAUAAUGUUAAUCUUGGGAAGCAACAAGUUAAGAGCUGUGCAGUCAGAGUAGUUAAAGCACUGAGAGUUUUUACUUUUUAAGAAAUACAUUCAUGAAAUGUUUAAUUUACUUAAUUUCAUAUCUACAAACUGGUCAAAGUUGUUUUCCUAAAUUAAAAAUGGGUAUCGUUUUUUUUUUUUUACCUGCGUGGCAGUUCUGACGACAUAAAAUGUUUUUAGGAUGUCUGAACACAAAAUAUUUACUACUGACACAAAUGCUGUCAAGAGUCUUACUGGGGAAUUGUAAACAAAAAAAACACGGCAAACUAAAAGCAAUCAUAUUUGGAAAGGGUAUUUAUUCCAUUUACUCCACCUCUCCCUUUGUUUGCCAUCUUGUUCUUUUUCUAAUCAAUCAACAGAUAUUAAAAGUGCCUGUCAGAUUUCCCAUUAGUCAGCUCACACCAAAACUGGACUCCAUAUAAAAACACACAAACAAACCCAGCAGGCCUUUUUUUUAAAUGGGUAAGAUUGUUUUUAUGCAUGUAAUUGCGAUCAGGCUGUAGUAAAGCUACAGUAAAGUACUGUACCACAGGGGAGGAAGGACAAAAUGGUUUACAGGUAUAGUAGGAUGUAGUAUAUAUUAACUUUUUUUUAUACCAAGGGUUAUUGUAUUUCUGGAAAGUAAAUUAUUUUUGUUUCGUUUAUUUUAUAUGGAUGUUUUUGCUGAUAUAUUACCCUGUUGUUUCUAUUCUAUUUAGUUAUCAUGGUGCUACUUAAUGUAAAGUCUGCUAUGGGCUCGCCUCCUUCAACAAGGCAUCUACCCAUCUCUCUAUUUAAAUGUGUCUCUUCCACUGUCUCUGUAUGAGCAGCAGUUGAGCAUUUCUCCAUCUUUGCACACCAUUUAAUGACUCAGCAGUUUAAAAUAGGGCAUUACAGUAACAGUGCAUGUAUUUCAAUAACACAGUGAGGAAAACCCACAGUCUAAAUGCUGCUGUCUGUCUCCACUCCAGCCCUCACUGCUGGUAGAAAACCAACCGUCUGGAACCACCGCUUCAAAAGCUACUGGUCUGAUUGCCACAGGAAUAGGCCGGCUUAUGUUUUUGACCACAAUUAUACAACAGGUAGUUUAAGCCAAGCCAGUCUGAUUGAAAAGAUUUUUAAAAAAACUCAUAUAAACUCUUGCCCUAAAAGCACAGCUAAUACGGUUGAGUACACAUUACAUUAUAUUUCCAUCUUAUAAAGCUUUUUAGUUACAUCACACAAUUAGAAACUACUGUCACUGAAGAAACUAACCUGCUAAUACAGAUUACAGUAUGUAUAAUGUAAAACUAGAAAAAGGGGAAACGCCUAAAACAGAUUAUACUGGCGCUGUUGGUCCUGUACUGGUGCAGAUAAGAAAGCCCGAUUUCCAAGCAUACCAAGACACAGUCUUUAGUUUCUUGAGUUUUGACAACAAAGUGUUAGCUCGCUAACAAGCUAACACGUUCACUUAGCAAAGCAGCUACAAUAGUACGUCAGGACUUGUUUUUUCCUACUAAAAUAAAAGUUAUAUACUAGCAUGGUUAGCUGUUUGCAUUUGUUGCACACAGGUAUGCUAAUGUUGUCUUUUUAAAAUUAAGGUUUUUAGUGGAGUAAGUUGUCUGGCACAUUUUAUCAAACCUCAGUACAGUUAUACAUCAAUGACCACGGCUGCUCCACAUUCAGUCUAGUUUGCAUUUCAGCAUACCAACAUAUUAAAGUCGCCCAUGUUUAUUCCAACCAAGAGGUUAAAAGAAUCAAGGUUGAUAAUGAUACACUUCCCAUUUCCCACGAAAUACCAGCCACUAAUGGUACCUUCUUAUGUUAGUGAACAAAUUACCGCAGCCAACAUGUUAUUGUCUACACUCAAAAUAGUUCAGACUCAUUAGUAUUGUCAUGGUAAGAGAGAAAUAAAAAACAACUAAAUUAGUUUUUUUCCAUUCACUGUGCCCCCUAAGCUUGGUGUCUCCAUUAUGUCUAAACAUCUCUGUAUACUGUAAAAAGAGCCUGCGUCGGUAGCACUGACAGUAUGGUUGGUAGACAGUACACAGUGGAACAGCAGGAAGAGCUAACUGCAGGUUGGCAGAAGUCCUGUCUGCAGCAACCACAGUCCAAUAAUGACUCAUACCACAGUCUCUCCCACCACACACCAGGAUGAAUAGUCUAAAAUAACAAAGGAACAUUUAUCAUGCCCUAAUAUGAGGUUUGGCAUCAUUUCUGCUUUUUGGAUACACAGCAAAACUACAGAAUCUGUCAUGAUAAGCCAUUCAUCUUGGAUUCAUUCCUAAACUCUUUGCAUCACAUUUGAAAUCCAAACAUGCCAAUAUGUAAAACUGCAACAGAUACCAAUAACAGGUCCAAACAAUCAAUGGUAUUUUUGUUUUAAAAAUUGUAAAAUAAAAGCACAAACCUGAAACGAAUCUACUUUCAAAAUAAUAGACGGUUGAAAGGUAAUUUUGAAAAGAGAUUUUGGCAUGUACAAAACAAAAAGUAACUUUAAUCAUUCAGAAUUUCCGUACAAAUUCUAUAUUCUACCUCUUACUGUUACACCAUAUACUCUGAGACGCGUCAUUAACUAACACCAAACAUAAUGUAUCUUUAGUGUAAUUGUGCAUCUUCUGAACAUAUUUGAUGCCUGUGUACCAGGGCCUUAGUCCUAUUGUCAUUUAGUCUUGCUGUCAAUGAGAAGGUCACUUUGUGCCUUUCCUCUACAAAGAUGUCUCAGUUUAGUUAUAACUUUAUUUUUCUGCAAACAUUUGGCUCUAAACCAUGAUGAUCCAGAUGAAUUUCAUCUGGAGUUAAGAUUAAAUGUCUUAAUUUGUCGUCUUGCGGUAGGUGUAGACUUAUUUGUGUUUACAUUCAUCCUCAGCCGUUGCUCUACUAAAUACAUUCUGACGGACAAUACGUGUUAAAAGCCAAUAAGGGACCUCAGUGUCAAGGUUUCAAGAGUACAGUAUGCCUUAGAAAUGAGUUUUGCUUCACUUUUGUGUGACCAGACCUGCAAAUGGUUGGAAAUUUGGACCAAGGUUACGUUUUGGGUAGAUGUUUUAUGUUUUUAACUGAUUUGAACACAUAAAAUAAUUGGUUUGUAUCACUUUAAAACAUAAGUAAUAGUAAUUAUUAAAUAUGGAUUUAACAAAAAACCAUAUGUGACAUCAUUGCUGGAAAUGCAUCUCCUACUGGUAUUUUACUGCGACACAUUUUCUUGCAUUUACUGUCAAAAUCUGAAAUGGCGCAGUCAGCAUAAGACUCAAAUCUCUCUCCAACUCUGAUGUCAUCAGUCAGUUCUGUGUCUGCCUCUCCAGCCUUUCCACCUGCCUGUCAGGUGUUACAUUUGCUCCUCCCCCUCAGGUUAUAAGUACUAGGCGUUGCAGCCAAUGACAGACAGUUUUACAGGUCACACAGCAUCACCAGCCAAUGACUGAUGAGUUCUUACAGGUUGCAUGUCAUAAACCACGAGUCUCAUUGUUCCCUGUGUGUGUCCUUAAACCUGUCAGAAAAUCUACAUGAAUCUUUCCAGCCUUUUUAAAUGUUUCCAUACCAUUCAUAUGAUUAUUACAUCCUGGCAAUAUGUACAUGAAUUCUAAGCUGUUCAUAAUGUUAGCUUAACUAUUAUCUAGAGAGACUGCCUGCUUGUAUAUUUGCUUUAUAUAUCCUACUCGUCUUUUUUAAUAACGCUUGAUUCUUGAAUAAAAGGAGAAUGCAAUGAAAGACAAAUAAAAUGAGUACGCAGUAAGUACAUUUGUCCCUGUGUAAUUGCAACUAGGAAAGAAAGGAAAGGUUUGUACUCUCUGUCCGUUUGUUUCUUUGAGAAAAGCUGAAUGUCAACAGCUGAUCUGAACCAGGUCGCUGUGGAAGUAUGUAGCUCUCUCCUCUUAUAGACCACACUUGAGCAUUUUUUCUGUACAUAGGUGCAUUUUGAAGCAGAUGAAAAACAAAAAAAAGGCAGCAAACAUUAAAUAAGUAAAAUGAGAACAUUUGAUCAAAGUGGAUUUUUAAAGGGUUGGGGAUUUUAGUUUUUUCCGACCAAUGUAGCCUGUAACGAGAUAUUAUAACUGCCUCCUGUUUGUCAUAGAAUUCACAAAUAAAUGUUUGUUGGAAUUUA